AUGGACAAAGAAAACAGUGAUGCUUCAUCCAAACCUGCUGACCUGAAAAUAUCCCAUAUAUCAAUUCAUGUGGUUGGUGUCCCGGGAAGGCUACCAGGGAGACGACCACUUCGAAAACCUAUUGGCAAAGGCAGACCCAACAAACAGUCCAAGAAGAGAGCUCCCUUUUGGAACGUUCAAAACAAAAUCAUUCUCCUCACACUGUUUUUAUUUAUCCUAGCAGUCACAGCUUGGACACUUCUGUGGCUCUAUAUCAGUAAGACAGAAAGCAAAGAUGCUUUUUAUUUUGUGGGGAUGUUUCGCAUCACCAACAUCGAGUUUCUUCCCGAGUACAGACAGAAGGAGUCCAGAGAGUUUCUGUCAGUGGCACGGACCGUGCAGCAAGUGGUAAACCUUGUUUAUACAACAUCUGCCUUCUCCAAAUUUUAUAAGCAGUCUGUGGUUGCAGAUGUCAGCAGCAACAACAAAGGUGGCCUCCUUGUCCACUUUUGGAUUGUGUUUGUCAUGCCACAUGCCAAGGGCCACAUUUUCUGUGAGGACUGUGUGGCUGCCAUCUUGAAGGACUCCAUCCAGACGAGCAUUAUAAACCGGACCUCUGCGGGGAGCUUGCAGGGCCUGGCUGUGGACAUGGACUCAGUGGUACUAAAUGCUGGGCUUCGCUCAGAUUACUCUUCCACCAUAGGAUCUGACAAGGGCUGCUCUCAGUACUUCUACGCAGACCAUCUGUCCCUCCGCUACCCUCUGGAGAUUUCAGCAACCUCGGGGCACCUGAUGUGUCACUUCAAGCUGGUGGCCAUAGUGGGCUAUCUGAUUCGUCUCUCAAUCGAGUCCAUCCAACUGGAAGCUGACAACUGCGUCACCGACUCUCUCACCAUUUAUGAUGCCCUUUUGCCAAUCCGGAGCACUGUUCUGUACAGACUUUGUGAACCCACAAGAACACUAAUGUCCUUUGUUUCUACAAAUAAUCUCAUGUUAGUGGCACUUAAGUCUCCUUACAUACGGAGGCUGUCAGGAAUCCGGGCUUAUUUUGAAGUCAUUCCAGAACAAAAAUGUGAAAGCACAGUGUUGGUCAGAGAAAUUCCUGGCUUUGAGGGGAAAAUCUCAAGUCCGUAUUACCCAAGCUACUAUCCUCCAAAAUGCAAGUGUACCUGGAAAUUUCAGACUCCCCUGUCAAGCCUUGGAGUAGCACUGAAAUUCCAUAACUAUUCAAUAACCAAGAAGAAUGCGAAAGGCUGCGAGCAUGGAUGGUGGGAAAUCAACGAGCACAUGUACUGUGGCUCUUACAUGGAUCACCAGACGAUUUUCCGUGUGCCCAGCUCGCUGGCUCACAUUCAGCUCCAGUGCAGUUCAAAGCUUUCAGACAAGCCACUUCUGGUGGAAUAUGGCAGCUACAACAUCAGCCAACCUUGUCCUCUCGGGUCUUUUCGGUGCUCCUCUGGUUUGUGUAUCCCUCAGACUCAGCGCUGUGAUGGAGUGAAUGAUUGUUUUGAUGAAAGUGAUGAGCUUUUCUGUGUGACCAUCAAACCUGUCUGCGAUGUUCCCUCCUUCAGGCAGAGGGGCCCUCUGGUCUGCGAUGGUUUCAGGGACUGCGAGCACGGCCAGGAUGAGCACAACUGCACGCAGAGCUGCAGCAGGAGCUCCUCCACUCUGUACCGCAUUGUUGGGGGCGCAGACUCACCCGAGGGGGCAUGGCCAUGGCAGGUCAGCCUGCACUUUGUCGGAUCUGCCUACUGUGGUGCCUCAGUCAUCUCCAGGGAGUGGCUUCUUUCUGCUGCCCACUGUUUCCACGGAAACAGGCUGUCAGAUCCCACCCCAUGGACAGCUCACCUUGGGAUGUACGUGCAGGGAAAUGCCAAGUUUGUCUCCCCAGUGAGAAGGAUUGUGGUCCACGAGUACUACAACAGCCAGACCUUUGACUAUGACAUCGCUUUGCUACAGCUCAGCAUUGCCUGGCCUGAGACUCUGAAACAGCUCAUUCAGCCAAUAUGCAUUCCCCCUGCAGGCCAGAAAGUACGAAGUGGGGAGAAAUGCUGGGUCACUGGCUGGGGCCGAAGGCAUGAAGCAGAUAAUAAAGGCUCCCCUGUUUUGCAGCAAGCAGAGGUAGAGCUCAUUGAUCAGACCCUCUGUGUUUCCACCUAUGGGAUUAUCACCUCGCGGAUGCUGUGUGCAGGAGUGAUGUCAGGCAAAAGAGAUGCCUGCAAAGGGGAUUCAGGAGGACCUUUAUCUUGUCAAAGAAAAAGUGAUGGAAAAUGGAUUUUGACUGGCAUUGUUAGCUGGGGACAUGGAUGUGGAAGACCAAGCUUUCCUGGUGUUUACACAAGGGUGUCAAACUUUGUUCCCUGGAUUCAUAAAUAUGUCCCUUCUCUUUUGUAA
Octodon degus (degu) is the source of this 2373-nucleotide messenger RNA. RefSeq names its product transmembrane serine protease 7 (gene Tmprss7). Gene Ontology annotation, biological process: proteolysis. Gene Ontology annotation, cellular component: plasma membrane. Bases 1 to 2373 code for a protein of 790 amino acids. The transcript has 17 exons. The record is from RefSeq and is a predicted model, not a curated record. NCBI's taxonomy places the organism in Eukaryota, Metazoa, Chordata, Mammalia, Rodentia, Octodontidae. Gene Ontology annotation, molecular function: serine-type endopeptidase activity; protein binding.